CUACUUCGAGCCGCGCCUAUCUCACGAACAGCUCAUUCCAGAGAGGAAACCAAACGAUCGAAACCCUAGAAAGCAAUGGCGGAAGCGAAUCCUGGCCGUGGAGGUGGAAGAAGAGGCGGCGGACCAAUGGACGACGACAAACUGGUCUUCGAGACGACGGAAGGGAUCGAGCCCAUCACGAAUUUCAACGAUAUGGGGAUCAAGGAGGACGUUCUCCGCGGCGUCUACGAGUACGGUUUCGAAAAGCCCUCCGCGAUUCAGCAGAGAGCGGUCAUGCCGAUUCUCCAAGGCCGCGAUGUUAUCGCUCAGGCCCAGUCCGGUACCGGAAAGACCUCCAUGAUUGCCCUCUCCGUCUGCCAAAUCGUUGACACUUCGUCUAGAGAAGUUCAGGCGUUGAUAUUGUCGCCAACGAGGGAGCUGGCUUCACAGACGGAGAAGACUAUUCAAGCUAUUGGAUUGCACGCGAAUAUUCAGGCGCACGCGUGCAUUGGUGGGAAGAGCGUUGGAGAGGAUAUCAGGAAGCUGGAGAAUGGUGUCCAUGUUGUGUCUGGGACACCAGGUCGUGUUUGUGAUAUGAUUAAGAGGAGGAGUCUGCGUACCAGAGCUAUUAAGCUUCUGAUUCUUGAUGAGUCUGAUGAGAUGCUUAGCAGAGGGUUCAAGGACCAAAUCUAUGAUGUUUACAGAUAUCUUCCACCUGAUCUUCAGGUUUGCUUGGUUUCUGCAACUCUUCCUCACGAGAUUUUGGAGAUGACAUCAAAGUUUAUGACUGAACCAGUGAAGAUCCUUGUGAAGCGUGAUGAGUUGACUCUUGAGGGCAUUAAACAAUUUUUCGUUGCUGUUGAGAAAGAGGAGUGGAAGUUUGAUACACUUUGUGAUCUUUAUGACACACUUACUAUCACUCAAGCUGUUAUCUUCUGCAACACAAAAAGAAAGGUGGAUUGGCUGAGUGAGAAAAUGAGGACUAACAACUUCACAGUCUCAUCGAUGCAUGGUGACAUGCCUCAGAAGGAGAGAGACGAGAUCAUGAACCAGUUUCGGUCAGGCGACAGUCGUGUUCUGAUCACGACAGAUGUAUGGGCACGUGGGAUUGAUGUGCAGCAAGUUUCUCUAGUCAUAAAUUAUGAUCUCCCCAACAACCGUGAGCUCUACAUCCACCGUAUUGGACGAUCUGGUCGUUUCGGGCGUAAGGGUGUUGCGAUCAAUUUUGUUAAAAGCGACGACAUAAAGAUCCUCCGAGACAUUGAGCAGUACUACAGUACCCAGAUUGACGAGAUGCCAAUGAAUGUAGCUGAUCUUAUCUAAAAGACCUUGUCUGAGAAUUUUUUUGUGAUGGCGUUUGUGGCUUUGUAGUGAGAAGUAUCCGAACGAGAGAUCUUAUGUAUUUGCACUAUCUAAUGAUGCUUCUUCACUCAGUACCUACUCACUCCCUUUCGUGGGUUCUUUUGAACAAUUGUGGUAAAUGUUUAAUGAUUUGAGAAGCGUUUUGGGUUGAGAGUUUGGUC
Messenger RNA from Brassica rapa (field mustard), 1502 nucleotides. RefSeq names its product eukaryotic initiation factor 4A-III homolog. The record is from RefSeq and is a predicted model, not a curated record. Gene Ontology annotation, molecular function: ATP binding; RNA helicase activity; nucleic acid binding. Lineage: Eukaryota; Viridiplantae; Streptophyta; Magnoliopsida; Brassicales; Brassicaceae.